UAAUCCAUUUGUUAACCGGUUAGGUAGGUAAAGACUACAAAAUUCUCCCCUUCCUUCUGUGUUCAACACACGUCUUUCUAUCUGUCAGUUGCCUGAAACUCUGAAAUCUCCGGCGAUCUCUCCGAACCAUUUCAUAGCGUGAAUCUGCAGGUGAAGGAGUCAUGGAGUUUCUUUUUAAGGGAGCAACUGAAGAGACGUCUGAAUGCCCCUUUAACUCGCAAGACAUCCAAAGGUGCCCAUUUUUGAGGAACAUUAAUACACCAACUAACUUCUCUUUCACUUCUGUCGGCUUCUCCAAUCCUGGGAGGGGAGCUAAAGGUCCAAUCUUUGAAGAUGGACCGAACUUUAACAUGGCCUUUAAGCUCUUUCAUGGGAAGGAUGGAGUAGUUCCACUUUCUGGAAAGACUUUUCAUGACGAUGCAGUGAAAACUGUCUCCGCCUCUCAAUUCAACCCUUUAGCUGCAAAAGCUGCAACAAUCAGUUUAUCUGGAUUUGGAUCUGGUGGCCCUUUCAGCUUUGAUUUCUUCUCCAAGAACUUUAAGAAUCAGAAAAAGAAAUUAGAUUCUUCCAAAGAGAGAAAACCAACUUCACAGGAAGGGGACUCGUCGAAGCACGAGGCAACAGGAAACGAGUGGUUAGAAUCGGGAAACUGUCCAUUAGCCAAAUCAUACAGAGCAGUUAACGGCAUCCUUCCUAUUGUUGCAUCAGCAUUCCGUCCUCCCCCCGGUUUAAAAAUCCAAUGUCCACAGGCAAUUGUCGUCGCUAGAGCUGCCCUAGCCCGAACCGCCUUCUGCAAAAAUCUCCGUCCACAAACCCUCCCCACAAAAAUGCUUGUAAUCGGAGCUAUGGGAAUGGCUGCCAACAUUCCUUUAGGCGUUUGGAGAGAACACACUCGGAAAUUCUCUAUUUCGUGGUUCGUCGCAGUUCAUGCUGCAGUACCUUUUAUAGGCAUGCUUAGGAAAACCGUUCUUAUGCCUAAGAACGCCAUGGCAUUAACGAUUGCAGCUUCAAUUCUCGGUCAGGUUAUCGGUUCUAGGGCUGAGCGUAUUAGGCUCAAAGCGAAAGCUAAAAGAGAGAAACUCGCUUUUCCAGCUCUCGUCGUCACCGGUCAGGUUGAUGGAUUUCCGGCAGCAGGCGGUUAUUGUGGUAAAGAGGAAGGGAUGAUUUGGGAUCCUCUUCCCGGCAAGGGAACGGUUGUUGUCGCCAAUUCAUCCCCUGCUAGUACUGUUUGUUUCUGAGAAUUUGUUUAAGAAAUGAGGAAUAAAAAAAACAACUCUUAUGAAAUAAAAAUGAUGGAGUGUUUUUUUAUUUGUAUAAUUUGUAUUGGACUUGUUAACAUUUUGUGUGAAAUUAUUAUAUAGUGUUCUUGUAUUA
This is a messenger RNA of Impatiens glandulifera, 1374 nucleotides long. RefSeq lists its product as uncharacterized. The coding region runs from base 162 to 1238 and encodes 358 amino acids. The transcript is spliced from 4 exons. Gene Ontology annotation, cellular component: chloroplast. Lineage: Eukaryota; Viridiplantae; Streptophyta; Magnoliopsida; Ericales; Balsaminaceae. The record is from RefSeq and is a predicted model, not a curated record.